AUGAAGCGAAAUCGUAUCCAAUUCGAGAUUAGCGGCGAUGCAUCCUCCACAUCUCCGCAAGGUGACUUCAUCCCAGAAGAUCUGCCACAGCAGGCCCAGCAUGUCCCAAAGAUCUCACGGAGGAUACGCGCGUGUACCGAAUGCAAGCGGCACAAGGUUCGCUGCGACAUGAAGGCAGGUGAGUCGAUAUGUUCGCGCUGUCAACGCAUGGACCUAGAGUGUAUUGUCAACAAAAGUCUGCAGACGUUGCUGGAGGACGAAGCAGAAUGGAAAAACGUGAUUGAGCUGGCAAUGACGGACCUGCUUAGGAAGGCUCAACUGCCAGAGCUAUCGUACUACCAUGCCGGCGGUGGAUCGAUCGAGACGCCUUCGAAAAAAAGUCGCCGGAAAGAGUCAACAGGGUCCCUGGACGAGACGGAGCUUGCAAUAGAGAAGGAUGGCGGGAAUACAUUGGUUUAUAAUUCUGCUUGUCGAUUGAUGAGCUCAAGUCCAUCGAAAUACCCUUUCUCGCAGCACCAAUCGCAAUAUUCAAUUGAUCGCGAGGAAAACGCAGCCACUUCGCUGGUGACAGCUCCGAUGGGUAGUCUGUAUGAGGUCACACAGUUGAGUGAAAACAGGGAGAGCUUACCUGGCCAGCGUCGUGUGCCUGACCAGGCAUUGGUGACUGAUUUCAUCUCUCGUGGCGUGGUGGAAUUACAAGAAGCGGAGGAAUUGUUCCAUCAUUUUGAACAAGUGCUCAAUCGCUAUCUCUGGGAUGGGGCGUUAUUAGCCCAGAAGGACUUGACGGCUGUUCGAAGAUCUUCAUCCAUGCUGUCUGCAGCAAUUCUGGCAGUGACAGCGCUGCAUUUGCCAUCCAAAGAACGCACGUUUGAUACUUGCUAUACUGAGUUUGCAAGGCUAGCAUCAGAGUCAAUGCUGGGACAUCAUCAUACUUUAGAUGAUAUUCGUGCCUUAUGCAUAGGCGCCUUCUGGCUAGCCGAUGUCAGCUGGAAGCUCUCUGGCUAUGCUGUGCGUAUUGCGACCGAGCGAAACUUGCAUCAAUUUUAUCGCAAGGCUGUCCAGGGCUCUCCAGAACACAAGGAACAGGCUCGUCUGUGGUAUCUUUUAUAUACGCUUGAACAUCAUUUUUCCAUCGCAUACGGCAGGCCACCCAUUAUUCACGAGGAUGCCAGUAUUACUCAGCACAACUCGUUUACACAGUCUCCAUCAGUAUCCCAGGGAGAUCUUCGACUCCAUAGUCAAGUCGAUCUAUUCAUCAUAUUAACCCGUAUUUAUUUUGCUUUUGGUCCCGACGUUGAUCUUGAUGUACCCGAAAGUGAUUUCCCCAAGAUUGACCAAUUUGAUUCGGACCUGGAUGGCUGGAAGUCGGCAUGGCUUCCUCGACUUGGUAGGAUCAAACAAUUCAUUUCACGUUCCUCGACGCCAUUUCUGACCGAUCCUAUAGUUGGAAGUCGACACGUCGGUGCAUAUCCAUAUAAAGCGGUAUACAUGCACUACCACUUCUCUCGGCUUCAAUUAAACUCCGUAGCUUUGCGUACCUACCACUCUUCAACAUCUUCGAAGGCCAUGUCACCAGAGCGGAGAAAGCGAGCUAAUAUCGCAAUUGAGUCCGCCAUUGCCACCCUGAAUGUUGUCUUGGGCGAACGGGACAUCCAACGGGCCUUGGUUGGGGUUCCAUUAUAUCUUCACAGCAUGAUCACAUUCGCGGCUGUAUUUCUUCUAAAAAUUGCAGCUAAGGCGUGCUCGACUGGCCCAAACGCGGGAAGACCUGACCCAAAAAACUCAAUUGCAUCGGCUGGACUUCUCGUCGAUGUAGGGUAUGUGCGGGUGUUGGUUGGGCGUAUUGUUGAGAUGAUGGUUUCUUGCAGCCAGAGAGCAAGUGAGCGGCAUUUGAGCCAUCAUAUCGCUCGUGGCUUGAGAAAGAUGCUUACCGGGUUGGAGGAAUGGGAAAAACGUAACGGAAGCCAACAAACUCAAGGUUUAACCUCACAAGAGGCACCCUCUCUCUUCAAGCCAGUCAUCAUUCCAGGGGCCCAAAUAUUAGGCGAACGUGAUACUAUAUUGACCCAUCCUCCGCCACUUCUGGGAGUGGCACCAUUGUCCGCUGAACGCAGUAACGGCUUCGAGUCUGUGAUGGGCUCGGCCCAGACCGACUCUGGUCUUUCUGAAGGAUCAAUAGAUCCGAUGAUGGCGGAUUUGUGGGGGUUUGAUGAGGAAUACUUUCCUACGGGAGUCUUUGACUUUCUUCAGAGCCAGAUGCCAGCUUAA
Messenger RNA from Penicillium malachiteum, 2268 nucleotides. RefSeq lists its product as uncharacterized. The transcript has 3 exons. Gene Ontology annotation, molecular function: DNA-binding transcription factor activity, RNA polymerase II-specific; zinc ion binding; DNA binding. Lineage: Eukaryota; Fungi; Ascomycota; Eurotiomycetes; Eurotiales; Aspergillaceae. The record is from RefSeq and is a predicted model, not a curated record. The coding region runs from base 1 to 2268 and encodes 755 amino acids. Gene Ontology annotation, biological process: regulation of DNA-templated transcription; DNA-templated transcription.